GUGGUGCUCGUCUUGAUCACUCUUCUCCUCCAUGGGUACUUUUGUAACCAACAGGAUGGCGUGGGUGUGGGUGGCGAUGGGUGUAGUGGCCGUGGGCGUGGUGGCUGAGGAGGAGCAGCCGCGGGUGGUGACGCCGUGGGGCACCUUCCUUGGCAAGUCGUACACUUCUGCCAGGGAGGGCCGCCAGGUUUACGCCUUUACCGGCAUUCCCUACGCCAAACCUCCCUUGGGCGACCUCAGAUUUAGGGAGCCAGUGCCUUACGGUGCCCACUUGACACCCUUCAACGCGACGGGUGACUCUCCCGCCUGCCUUCAAUGGGACAACCUACGUGGUCGAGGUGCCGUGGGACAGGAGGACUGCCUCUAUCUUAACGUAUACACCAAUACAUUGACACAGCCGCCGAUGUUCUACAACACACAGCCAGUGGUGAUGUUCCUGCACGCUGGCACCUGGAUGGCCGGUAGUGGCGGAGACGGCCUCUUGCAGCCAGACUACAUGCUUGAGUCUGACGUUACUGUCGUCACCAUCAAUCACAGGCUGGGACCCUUUGGUUUCCUGUCUACGGAGGACCAGGAGAGCCCAGGCAACUUCGGGCUGAUGGACCAGGUGGUGGCGUUAGAGUGGGUCAGGAACAACAUACGUCACUUCGGCGGCAUGAAUGACUCCAUCACCGUCAUGGGGUCUGGGGCGGGAGGCAUCAGCGUUCACCUCCUCGUCCUCUCCCCCAAGACUCGCGCCGCUUCCAUUUACCCCGACGAUCUGUGUUUAUUCCACAAAGCCAUCUCCCAGAGCGGAACAGCAUACAGCCCCCACGCCAUCGUGAGGAAUGCCCGAUCCCAGGCCCUCAAAUUUGGCCUCAUGCUAGGCUGUCCCACUGCUACCUCCCAGGACCUUAUGCGUUGCCUCAGGUCUAUCCCAGGCAGUAAGAUCGUCGACCAAAUGCCAUCAAUGUAUGUAUGGGAUGAAGAACCAGUGCCAUUUGGGCCCGUGAUUGACAAAUGGCAGGGAAACGAGGCUUUUUUGCCGGACGAGCCACACCACCUCAUCCGUCACCAGCAGUUCCUCCAAAUACCCUGGAUGGUCGGCACUAACAAGAACGAUGGUGCCUUUAGAGUUCAAGACGUUUUGAAGGAUACUAGCUUGACGGAGCAACUCAACAAGCAGUGGGAGAAGUAUGGUCCUAUCCUACUCGACCUGAAGGAAACCUCCUGUAAGGACCCCGUUGAAAUAGCGAACAGAAUCCGCAAAUACUACAUGGGCAAGAAGAAGUUCGGUGAGGAGUCAUCUCAGGAGUUUGUGGAGAUGCUGACAGACAGGUUUUUCCUAUACCCGACGGACCACGCAGUUAAAGAUCAUAGUUACUACCUGAAAGGCAAAUACUGCUACCGCUACGAGCUGGUUUACACUGGCCGCAAGUCCUUCCUCGACAUCCUUCACCAUGAGAGUCCACAGGAGGCCGCCACUUCAGCCUUCGGAGCAGGACUGCCCAACCCCAGAUUCCAAAACACGCGGGGCGCUCACGGGUGGGGCGUGAGCUUCUUGGAUGAACUGCUCUACCUCUUCCCCUCCAGCAAACUCGAUUUCGUCUACAAGCGAGACUUUAACUCAGACUCCGCCUCCCGGGUGUCCACACACAUGAUCAUGUUGUGGACCAACUUCAUCAAGGGAAGUGACCCGACGCCUGUCCUGGAGGGAUGGCCAGAUGACAUAUCACCGUGGGGAGCGUGGUGGGAGCCCUUCCUCGGGGGAUACCUUUACUACCUGCAGAUCGACCCAGAUAUGGAUAGUAAAGACGUCCCACUCAAGGAUGAACAAAUGACCUUCUGGAAUGACCUCCCGCUCUAUGAGAACCGCGACCACAAUGUUCUGAGGGACGAACUGUGAACAGAUCGUCGAUUCUAAGUGGAAAAUAAUUGGAAGUUAAUGGGUUUAUGCUCUGAUAACUUCAUUCUUUUCAUGGGCCAUUCCAAGUAGGUCAACGAGUCGUGCGUUAACAUAGGUUAAUGGUAUAAAGUCGUCCAGAUAGAGAUAAUAAAUGGUCACCAACAGGUCUUGUGUUAUCCCUCACAAACGCCAUAACAGUAUCAGCACACCACCAGGUGAAAUAUGCCGUAUUUUACUGUAAACGAGUUGAAUCUAUUAAGACUAAUAAUAGCUUUUAUAAAAUGCAUCUAUAUGAUCCUUUAUAAUGGUUUCGUAAGUUACAUAUUUUGUGAACAAUUGUAUCGUAUUCUGUGAAAUAAUAGACAUCAAUUUCUCCUAUUGAAUAAAUAUAUAAAUCCGUGGUCCAACAUACAAUAACGAAUUGUCAAAAAAUAUUGGGAAAAUACAGCAAUUGUAACAAUAAAGCCUUAACUGUUUAGUA
This is a messenger RNA of Homarus americanus (American lobster), 2366 nucleotides long. Its product is annotated as juvenile hormone esterase-like. NCBI's taxonomy places the organism in Eukaryota, Metazoa, Arthropoda, Malacostraca, Decapoda, Nephropidae. The transcript has 11 exons. The coding region runs from base 32 to 1885 and encodes 617 amino acids. The record is from RefSeq and is a predicted model, not a curated record.